This is a messenger RNA of Musa acuminata AAA Group (dessert banana), 756 nucleotides long. Its product is annotated as palmitoyltransferase AKR1-like. The record is from RefSeq and is a predicted model, not a curated record. NCBI's taxonomy places the organism in Eukaryota, Viridiplantae, Streptophyta, Magnoliopsida, Zingiberales, Musaceae. The transcript is spliced from 3 exons. Gene Ontology annotation, molecular function: protein binding. Bases 1 to 756 code for a protein of 251 amino acids.
AUGGAUCCUACGUUCGGUCAUUCGGGAAGUCAAUCGGCCCACGCAACAGAUAACAAUGACGACGAGAAUAGACCACCGAGUGUCUUCAACGUGGAUCACUUUUGCAACGUGACGUCUCUGAUUCAGCAGGAGAAGUACGAGGAUCUAUCAUCCCUAGCCAUGAAGAAGGAUCCCCAAGCCAUGAAGAAGGAUCCACUCAACCUCAUGGAGGACCCUGUGCUCAACGUCGUCAUCGAAUACAAGAAGACCGACCUAGCCAAACGGCUGAUUCAAAACAUGCCCGCGGAGAAGCCCGGACCGCUGUGGUACGCUAAUUACCACGGCGACACGGCUCUCCAUGUCGCGGCCACCGUGGGUGACCUCGACGUGGCCAAGGCGUUGCUCCGCAAGAACUCAAAACUCGUCAGUGAACGGAACAAGAAGAACGAGACACCGCUGCACAAAGCGGCGCUGUACGGGCACGAGACGAUGUUCUGGGACCUGGUGAAAAUGGGGUCGCACGACCCGUCCGAGCGGAGGGAGGACGGCGCCACCGUGCUGCACUGUGCCAUCAUGGGCAGCGCGCCGGCUUUAGCACUGAAGAUUGCAAAGGCAUAUACAAACCUGAUCACGUCUAGGAAUGAUGCUGCGGUGACUCCGCUGCAGUUGAUGGUGACCAUUCCAGUGAUUCCAUACGAAGACUCUGGCAUGCGACCUGUAGUAGAUGAAGAGCAACCUACGGACUCGAGCGAUGGUGAAGUAUGUGCUUCCGGAUGA